AUCCUCUCUCUCUCUCCCCUUGCCGCACUUCACUCUUACGCUUACAUGUACUCAUCAUUUGCGGCAUAAAAGCUGAAACUAUGUCCUUCUCUCUCUAUCUCUCUGUCUCUGUUUCUCUCUGGGGGGAUUCUUGAUCAAAGGCCAUGGCUUUUUGGGGUAGAAUCUUGAAGAGGGCCCUCCAGCCUGCGAGACCAUCAUCAGAUGCCGCUGCUCUCUGCAGUUCCUACUCUACAAAUGCUCCUCCUCAGCUCCCGCGGUUCGAUCACUUGCCCAAGCCGUAUAAAGGGCCCUCCGCAGAUGCAGUCCUUGAGAAGCGCAAGAAGUUUCUGGGGCCUUCCCUUUUCUACUUCUACGAGAAGCCGCUUAACAUAGUUGAAGGAAAGAUGCAGUAUUUGUUCGAUGAAAGUGGAAGGCGUUACCUUGAUGCUUUUGCUGGUAUUGUCACUGUUUCCUGUGGACACUGCCAUCCCGAAGUACUGGAUGCAAUCAUAGAGCAAAGCAAGCUCCUGCAGCAUGCCACAACAAUAUAUCUUCAUCACGCCAUUGGCGAUUUUGCUGAGGCAUUAACUUCAAAACUGCCAGGAGAUCUUAAGGUUGUUUAUUUUGUGAAUUCUGGGAGCGAAGCGAAUGAAUUGGCUACACUAAUGGCUCGAAUGUACACUGGCAAUCUCGAGAUGAUUUCAUUGAGAAAUGCAUAUCAUGGUGGAAGCUCUGGAACAAUUGGCUUGACUGCUCUAAACACGUGGAAGUACUCAAUCCCACAGGGUGAAAUCCACCAUGUUAUGAAUCCAGAUCCGUACCGAGGACCGUUUGGUUCUGACGCCAAAGCUUAUGCAAGAGAUGUACAAGAUCACAUUGAUUUUGGUACUUCGGGAAAGGUGGCAGGAUUUAUUGCUGAAACAAUCCAGGGAGUCGGAGGAGCAGUUGAGCUGGCCCCUGGAUACUUGAAGCUUGUGUACGAUAUUGUUCGUAAAGCUGGUGGCGUUUGCAUUGCAGAUGAAGUGCAGACUGGGUUUGGUCGCACGGGGGGCCAUUACUGGGGCUUUGAAACUCAAGGCGUGAUUCCUGACAUAGUCACCAUGGCUAAAGGAAUUGGCAAUGGUUUACCAUUGGGGGCAGUGGUGACCACUCCAGAAAUAGCAAGCGUGAUGGCUCAGAAGAUUCAGUUCAACACUUACGGAGGCAAUCCCGUUUGUUCUGCCGGGGGCCAUGCUGUCCUCAGGGUGAUCGAUAAAGAGAAGCGCCAGGCACAUUGUGCCGAUAUUGGGUCCCACUUAAUCAGUCGUCUAAAAGAGCUUCAGCAGAAAUACGACAUCAUUGGAGAUGUGAGAGGCAGGGGCUUGAUGUUGGGUGUAGAGCUUGUGACUGAUAGGAAAGAGAAGACACCUGCGAAAGCAGAGACAUUACAUUUGUUCGAAAAACUUAAAGACCUUGGUGUUCUAAUCGGGAAAGGAGGUUAUGACGGGAAUGUUUUCAGAAUAAAGCCUCCAAUGUGUUUCAGCAAAGAUGAUGCAGAUUUUCUUGUCGAUGCUUUGGACUAUUCCAUGUCGAAAUUGUGAAGGAUGAUUAUGUUCGUACCGGUGGUGAAGAAGGCUCUCAACAAGUAAGAGUCUCUGGCAAAAUGGCUUCCAAAGCGGCCCUUUCUGAUGUUCUUUUAAUUUCAAGACAGUUCAGCUGCUACAAUAAAUUUCUCUUCAUUUUCCCUCCUCUCUUUGGUGUAAAUUUUGAGGAAAUUUCAGGAAAACCGAAAUCUCGAAUCGAAUUUCCAUUUUACCUCUCUAUAAGCAUUCUUUCAUAUGGUUUUCAUGUACUUUCCUCUUGUAUAAGCACUUAACAGCCAUUACAGAAUCAUCUUGCAAUCAAAUCCCGUUAGUAAUAA
Molecule: messenger RNA, 1879 nt
Organism: Punica granatum (pomegranate)
Lineage: Eukaryota; Viridiplantae; Streptophyta; Magnoliopsida; Myrtales; Lythraceae
Source: RefSeq, a predicted model, not a curated record